CUGGCAGGGUGGAAAGACAAGUUAGAUGAAGAACUCAAGGCUCUAAAGAUCAAAUGGACAGACAAUGAGUCUUCACAUAAAUAUCAGCUUGUUGGUGACAAUUGGGAUAAGGAUAUUCUCCCAUCCUAUCGCACUACAGAUCGGAAAACACAGAGCCUCCACCUAUUCCAAAUGUAUGCCAUUGUUGACAGAUUUUCUCCGACAAGUCCAGUGGGGUCAAAUGGAUUUGAAAAUAACCUAGUAUACAUUCCUUCUGUCCAAGAACAGGAGCAACUACUGAAUGAGCUUACAUUCAUAUUUGCAACAGCCAUCAUCAGAAACAUCCCUGAUGUAUCAAAGUAUUUGGAUAACAUAUACCCACAGCAUUUGGACCAUAAACAUAGUAAAUAUGCAGGAAUUAAAACAACACAGUAUCCACUUGGACUCUAUGACACAAAUGAGAACAAGACUGAUAAAGUUAUCCGUCUCCUGAAAACUCUAACUGAUCUAUAUGUCCCAGUAAGGAAUGAAGAGGUCAUUGAUGCAGUUUUCUUUGGAGGUGAUCGUUUGACUGGUGAGCGGGUUCAGUGUGCACAAGUUGCCCUUAAAGACUCGCAAACAUCAAAAGGGAGACUGGAGGGUUUUAUUUCCAAAUCUGAAGACUUUCAUCGGCUGAUGAAUUUUCUUGAAGCAAUUUUUAAGUUGACAUACAGUACAGACGUGGCAGGUGACCCUUGCACAGUACACUACUACAGAAACCUUCUUGGUCACAGAAGUGUAAAGGGCAAGGUAAAGAACGCAUAUAGAGCAUACAAGUUGUUGUACUACACAAUUUUAGAUGCCAUAUGUGUAGUGCUGUUCAUGGACAGUCUGGGAUCUGCGGAUAUGGACAACCUGCGACUACCAGAUCUUUCCAAGAUGACAUCAGCAGACAGAAUAAAAUGGCUAAAUGACACGUGUCAAGAGUUGGUCCAUCAAUGGUUUUUCGAAAACACAGAUGACAUAUGUGAGGAAAUGAGACAAUUUUUGGAGAAUCCUCAGCAUCAGGAGAACUAUUGGACAGCAAAUCACAAUAAUGGUCGAUUCAGGUGUCAUCGUUGUGAUAAAGAUUACAAAAGAGUCAGUUCUUUAAAAUCACAUGAAUCUCGAAAACACGGAUUGUCACUGACCAGACAGAAGAAGAAAGCGGUAACAAAAGAAAGAUGAGUUACAAGAUUAUUUACUGAUGCUC
This is a messenger RNA of Pecten maximus, 1210 nucleotides long. RefSeq lists its product as uncharacterized. The transcript is spliced from 5 exons. Bases 172 to 1185 code for a protein of 337 amino acids. Lineage: Eukaryota; Metazoa; Mollusca; Bivalvia; Pectinida; Pectinidae. The record is from RefSeq and is a predicted model, not a curated record.